This is a messenger RNA of Arachis ipaensis, 1660 nucleotides long. The record is from RefSeq and is a predicted model, not a curated record. NCBI's taxonomy places the organism in Eukaryota, Viridiplantae, Streptophyta, Magnoliopsida, Fabales, Fabaceae.
AAACCCACUAUAAAACUUCAUUUUUUGCACUCGCUCGGACUUGCUCCUUCAUUAUUCAAUUCCACCCGAAAAGGAGAGUGAUCGAUCCAUCGAGUGAGUGAGUGUCUUUGUGUUUUCAUUAAUGAUUAUGGCACUUUCAAGUGUAACAACUUUCUCAACUUCGUUGUCGCAUGAGACAACUCAACACUCUCUCUCAUCUCACCAACCCUCUUCCAAAAUCAAAACCGUUGUUGCCACCAACCAUCACCACCAACCAAGACGCAUCUUGGCCGUCCACGCAGCCGACGCUCCCAAAGGCGCUGCCACCACUUCCGCCGCCGUGACAAGCACGAAGAGCGGAUCGAAGUGGAAUGUGGACAGCUGGAAGUCAAAGAAGGCGCUUCAGCUGCCGUGGGAAGAAUGGCGGGCCAAUUUGCGAAACCAAGGUCAGACCCAUUUGAAGAAGUGAAUGGAGUGAAGCUGCCAAGUUACAAGGGUGACAACAUCAAUGGUGAUGCCUUUGAUGAGAAAUCAAGAAUCCCAGACCCUCACCGGAUGGUGAGGGCUUAUUGCCAAUCGGCGGCAACACUGAACCUUCUCCGGUCCUUCGCCACCGGAGGCUACGCUGCAAUGCAGAGGAUCAAUGAGUGGAAUCUUGAUUUUGCACAGAACAGUGAGCAGGGAGACAGGUACCAUGAGCUGGCGAACCGGGUGGACGAGGCCUUAGGUUUCAUGGCGGCCGCAGGGCUGACCCUAGAUGACCCUCAGGUGACAUCUACUGAAUUCUGGACAUCACAUGAGUGUCUAUUAUUGCCUUAUGAACAAUCAUUGACAAGGUUGGAUUCAACCUCUGGAUUGUACUAUGAUUGCUCUGCUCACUUGCUCUGGGUUGGUGAGCGUACUCGCCAACUUGAUGGUGCUCAUGUUGAGUUCCUUAGAGGAAUUGCUAACCCUCUUGGCAUCAAGGUGAGCAACAAAAUGGAUCCGAAUGAGCUGGUGAACCUCAUUGAAAUCUUGAACCCGAAUAACAAGGCAGGAAGGAUAACAAUAAUAGUGAGAAUGGGUGCUGAGAAUUUGAGAGUCAAGCUUCCUCAUUUGAUUAGAGCUGUUCGUAGAUCUGGUCAAAUAGUCACAUGGGUUUCUGAUCCCUGCCAUGGCAACACCAUUAAGGCACCCUGUGGCCUCAAAACAAGACCCUUUGAUGCAAUUUUGAAUGAGGUGAGAGCAUUCUUUGAUGUUCAUGAACAAGAAGGUAGCCAUGCUGGAGGCAUCCAUGUAGAGAUGACCGGACAGAAUGUUACAGAGUGCAUCGGAGGAUCCAACACAGUGACGUUCGACGAUCUGAGCUCGCGAUACCACACGCAUUGCGAUCCGCGGCUCAAUGCAUCCCAGUCUCUUGAGCUUGCCUUCAUAGUUGCAGAUAGGCUAAGGAAGAAGAGGAUUGGAACCAAUGGUUUCCUCUCCAAGAAGGCCAAUUAAUAAUUAGUCUCUUAUAUAUUAUUUGCUCCUAUAAUAAGUACUUUCUGUUUACAAAUUAAAAGCCUCUAAGCUAUAGUAGCAAUAAUGUUUCGGUUAAUGCUUGUCAUUUACCGGAGCAACCUAAGCUUUUCAUGUGGUUUUUGAAGAUAUAUAUGAUUUUGUGCAUUAUGGGAAUACAUAGAGGAACAAUCCAUUAUUUCUA